This is a messenger RNA of Erigeron canadensis, 1183 nucleotides long. Its product is annotated as RNA exonuclease 4. Gene Ontology annotation, molecular function: 3'-5' exonuclease activity; nucleic acid binding. The transcript has 9 exons. Gene Ontology annotation, cellular component: nucleus. Bases 79 to 825 code for a protein of 248 amino acids. The record is from RefSeq and is a predicted model, not a curated record. NCBI's taxonomy places the organism in Eukaryota, Viridiplantae, Streptophyta, Magnoliopsida, Asterales, Asteraceae. Gene Ontology annotation, biological process: rRNA processing.
AAGGGGUCUGAAACCUAGAUACAUACAGAACUGUAUAACAUAGCAGAGCAGCCAGACGGGGGUGUUAAACAAAUUCCGAUGAAAAAGCCAACGCAGCUCAAUCCCAACUGGGCUCAGCUCUGUCAAAAAUUUGGCUAUGGGUCCAAGAAACCAUUAUCAGACACCCAAGAUUCUAUUUUAGGAAAGAGGAAAGAGAGGACUGAUAAUGAGGAGGUUAAUGAAAGUGAGGUGAAUGUUCUUGCUCCGACUUCAUCCGAUUCAAGUAUCACAAAUGAGGUUGCCAUGGAUUGUGAAAUGGUUGGCGUCAGCCCUCUAGGAAACAAAAGUGCUCUUGGAAGGGUCACAUUGGUAAAUAAGUGGGGAAACGUUAUAUAUGACGAGCAUGUUCGUCCCGUUGAACGUGUGGUUGAUUUUCGUACUCAAAUAAGUGGCAUUCGACCUCGAGACUUAAAAAAAGCAAAAGAUUUUCGGGUUGUUCAGAAGGAAGUGGCAGAAUUGCUCAAAGGGAAGACUCUUGUUGGCCAUGCAUUACGAAAUGAUCUUAAGGCCUUGUUAUUAAGUCAUCCGAAGCAGGAUAUACGAGAUACUGCAGAAUAUCAACCAUUUCUAAAAGAAGGGCGUAGCAAAGCACUCAGACAUCUUGCAGCCGAAGUCCUUGGUGUCAAGAUCCAAAACGGCGAGCAUUGUCCUAUAGAAGAUGCCCGUGCUGCGAUGAUGCUUUACAUGAAGAAAAAGCGGGAGUGGGAAAAAUUUGUUAAAGAUUUUGCCAAGAUGAGACUAAAGCAGAAGAAGCGUAAGCCGAAGAAACAUAAACAAGAAAGUUGACCUGCAUCUUAAAUUCAGUGUAAGGCUUUCUUCACAGAUCAAAUCUGAGUUGGAAGUUAUCUGUGGUGGCUUCAUGCGGCAGUAAUCAAUGCCAUUUUGAUGAAAUCGGUAUCUUAUAGUUGUCGCGAAUGAUGAUAAUGAUCAUCUAUUGAUCAAGAAUUUUGAUUUUUGGCAAGUUGCUAAACAUUUUAGGUCUUUGUAAAAUGUGUUUGUAAAAGGCUAAUUCGAGCCAAAAUUUUGCUACGCUAAAACUGAAAAGGAACAUCAAACUUCAGUGAUUCAACAGGUUUGGGGGAAAACAGAAGUGCGAUUACUUGUAUUUUUUUUACAAUUUAUCGUGUACACUUUGUUUUUGUUA